AUGGCCGGCAGUCGAAGUUUCUCCGUGGCUAGCGAGCUCUCUUUAUUCCCACACAGCGGUCUUCCCACUCCGACCCUCAGUCCGCCUCUCUUCGCUCGAUAUCUCUCACCCAUUCAACCUCAAACUCGCCCUCCAUCGCGGCAAGCCUUCACACCAGUGGACCCUUCCAAACUCCAUCCGCAGAGCUAUGGUGCGCCGCUCUCACAGAAACCACAUGCGACGCCGGAUGAUGAGGAAACUGUGUGUAUCAAGCUGUUGGCGCAUCUGAAGAGGCACGGACAAGACGAAUCACAACAUCACGAAACCCAAAUUGAACUUCUGAAAAAAAGCAACGCCGCCGUGCGAAGAAUCCUACAAAAUAAGAUGCUCCGCUCCGACUACGCAUGCCAGCUAGUUCUUUCAAGCAUUGUGAACCACCUGGUCUGCCUAUGUGAGCGGCUCUGCGGGCAAUCGAGACUGGACGCCGACGAGGCGAGAAACGCCAAUUCACAAUGCCUGCAAGACCAACUUCAUUUCGAAGCAGGCCCACCGUUUGCCAACUAUGCAAUCCAGCAUCAACCUUGCAGUCCAUCAGAUCAAGAGAUGAUGGUGGCCUUGGUCGAGGAUGUCUUGUACUUCACAUCGAGCACAGGCGAUAUGCUGAAAAAGAAGCCCAUAAGUGGAUUCCAGACCCUUGGGAGGCAUGAAACAUUCCAUGUCGAAUUAGAGCAGAGAUUGAAGCGAGCCAUUGCCUUGAUUCGAAGCUGA
Molecule: messenger RNA, 747 nt
Organism: Capronia epimyces CBS 606.96
Lineage: Eukaryota; Fungi; Ascomycota; Eurotiomycetes; Chaetothyriales; Herpotrichiellaceae
Exons: 1
Coding region: 1-747 (248 amino acids)
Source: RefSeq, a predicted model, not a curated record